AUGAGAACUGAUACGAUAGACAACAACAACACGAAAUCUAGUGCCCCCCUCCUAGCAAACCGAUACCCAAGGAUGGUCACCAAAGAUGGACACAGUACAUUCCAUAUGGAUGGAGCUCAAGGAAAAGGUCUGGCUUACUUGAGAGAUGCCUGGGGAAUACUAAUGGACAUGCGCUGGCGAUGGAUGAUGCUGGUUUUUUCAGCUUCUUUUGUCCUCCACUGGUUAGUCUUUGCAGUGCUUUGGUACCUACUGGCAGAGAUGAAUGGGGACCUGGAACUGGACCAUGAUGCCCCACCUGACAACCACACCAUUUGCGUUAAGUACAUCACCAGCUUUACAGCUGCUUUCUCUUUCUCACUGGAAACGCAACUCACUAUUGGCUAUGGCACCAUGUUCCCAAGUGGGGACUGUCCUAGUGCUAUUGCCUUACUUGCCAUACAGAUGGUCCUGGGGCUCAUGUUAGAGGCCUUCAUCACAGGUGCUUUUGUGGCAAAGAUCGCCCGUCCAAAGAAUCGAGCAUUCUCCAUCCGUUUUACUCAUUCUGCAGUAGUGGCGCACACAGAAGGCAAGCCAUACCUUAUGUUCCAGGUGGCUAAUACUCGCCCCAGUCCACUCACCAGCGUUCGGGUCUCUGCUAUUGUUUACCAAGAAACAGAUAAUGGUCAGCUGCAUCAAACCAGUGUUGAUUUCCAUCUGGACAGUAUCACAUCUGAAGAAUGUCCAUUCUUCACCUUUCCACUGACCUAUCAUCAUUCCAUCACUCCAUCGAGUCCUCUAGCUGGUCUCCUCCAGCGGGAAGCUCCUCACCAUUUUGAGCUAGUGAUCUUCCUCUCAGCCAUGCAGGAAGGCACAGGAGAAACAUGUCAAAGGAGGACAUCCUAUCUCCCCUCAGAGAUCAUCAUGCACCACUGCUUUGCCUCCAUGCUAGCACGAGGAACCAAAGGGGAAUAUCAGAUCAAGAUGGAGAAUUUUGACAAGACUAUUCCAGAGUUCCCACCUGCAGCAGACUCUAAGAACCCAAAAAGGACUGACCAGGAAAUCCGCAUCAAUGGACAACUUACUGAGAGCUUCCAGAUCUGUGAGACUGGUCUAACAGAAUAGACUA
This is a messenger RNA of Alligator mississippiensis (American alligator), 1105 nucleotides long. It is a transcript of the gene KCNJ13, whose product is annotated as potassium inwardly rectifying channel subfamily J member 13. Gene Ontology annotation, biological process: regulation of monoatomic ion transmembrane transport; potassium ion import across plasma membrane. The transcript has 2 exons. The record is from RefSeq and is a predicted model, not a curated record. Gene Ontology annotation, molecular function: inward rectifier potassium channel activity. Lineage: Eukaryota; Metazoa; Chordata; Crocodylia; Alligatoridae. The coding region runs from base 1 to 1101 and encodes 366 amino acids. Gene Ontology annotation, cellular component: plasma membrane.